This is a messenger RNA of Protobothrops mucrosquamatus (brown spotted pit viper), 1676 nucleotides long. Its product is annotated as adhesion G-protein coupled receptor G1-like. Gene Ontology annotation, cellular component: membrane. Bases 1 to 1521 code for a protein of 506 amino acids. Gene Ontology annotation, molecular function: heparin binding; G protein-coupled receptor activity. NCBI's taxonomy places the organism in Eukaryota, Metazoa, Chordata, Lepidosauria, Squamata, Viperidae. Gene Ontology annotation, biological process: adenylate cyclase-activating G protein-coupled receptor signaling pathway; cell surface receptor signaling pathway. The transcript is spliced from 12 exons. The record is from RefSeq and is a predicted model, not a curated record.
AUGCUCUCGGAGAAGACAUCCAGGAGCUAUCAGGGGAUUCCCAUUUUCGGAAUCAACACAGACACUCACUCAGUGUGGGAGAAUUCCCAUCAACCAAGACAUCUCCAAUAUCUGGAGUCAGUAUUGGUAGAGACGCAGUUCCAAGGACAUCACAAGAGAUUUGGGCGAUCAAGUUUAUUUGCCAAUGUGCACAAAAUCUUGCCCCAGACACCUGAAAAUCUGUCCAUUGAGGAAACGGUGCAGGAUGAUGAAAUUAAUCAGUUCCAGGUGACUCUGUCAAAAUCAGUCUUAGCAAAAGCCAAAGGUGCAAAUGUCAACCAGGAGGGACGAGUUGUGAUGUUGGCAGCUACUAGCCCGGUGCUCUUCAAGGAUAAUGAUUCCCGCCCAAUCUUUGGUGGAAAAGUGAUUGGCAUCUCAGUGGGAAACACACCGGUCCGUGGGUUGCUUCCAAAAGAGCGGAUAUCAAUCACUAUUUGGCACAACCACCUCCAGAAGAAUGUGACUCCCUCGUGUGUCUUCUGGGUUAUGGGCGCCAAGCCCGGUGACAUCGGCAAGUGGAACACAUCAGGCUGUGAAGUGGUGCAUAAAGAGAACCAAACAACCUGCCUUUGUGACCAUCUCACCUUCUUUGCGGUGGUCAUGCUCCCUUUCUCAGAUAUAGACGAGAUCCACGAGGAAUAUCUGAGGAUUGUUACUUUUGUUGGUUGCAUCAUUUCGGCUCUGGCUUCACUCGUCACCAUUGUCUUCCUUUGCUUGAGGAAAAAGCAGAGGGACCACAUUGUCUUUGUCCACAUGAAUCUCCUCUGGGCCAUCUUUCUCAUCGAUGUGAGCUUCCUCAUUGCGGUGCACCUGGCUCCUUUCGGAGGGGACACGGCUUGCAAAGCUGGUGGCAUGUUCCUGCAUUUUUCCGUGCUUGCGUGCUUGACCUGGAUGGCCAUUGAGGGCUACACUCUCUACCGGAUGGUGAUUGAAGUCUUCAACUCCUACAUCAAAUGCUUAAUUGUCAAGCUGUCCUUAAUAGGCUGGGGUCUUCCUAUACUCAUCGUAUGUCUAAUUUUUGUCAUUGAUCAGUCCUACUAUGGCUCUUCCUCUAUUAACGUCUAUACGUCUUCUGAGAAUUACACCAAAGCACGCUUCUGUUGGAGUUCCAAACAGGAGAUCCACAGUUUCCUGAAUUUGGGCUAUUUAAGCCUGGUGCUCUUCUUCAACAGCAUAAUGCUGGCCACCAUGGUGUACGAGACUCUCAGGCUGAGACACCGAGAGCGUCACUGGGAAUAUGCAGUGAUGCUCCUGGGCCUGAGCUGCGUGCUGGGCAUCCCGUGGGGGGUGGUCUUCUUUGCGGUCAUUUCCGGGACCCUCACGUUGGUGGCUGUCUAUAUUUUCACCAUCAUCAACUCUCUCCAAGGCUUCCUCAUCUUCCUUUGGUACUUGGCCAAAGUGCUGCAGGCUCGCAGGUCGAGUUCCACGCAGUGCACAACUUCCACCACCCUGAAGCUCCAGUCCAGCAGCUCCAGCAUCUGACCUCGUCCCGGCCAGGAGGACUUUGGGUGGGAGAUGCUCGUGGGAGGAUCUCCCUGGAAACUCAGCCAAGCAAUUCUUUGGUGGACCUGGGUGACUUCAUACCUCUGGGUAGCUUGGAGACGAUACUGACCUGUUUUCCUUCAAUACAGGAAAUU